GUAUUGGAAAUUUGACUGAAGGCUUCAUAUCAUGCACUGGAGAAGACUGAAGCUGGCCUGAGGUUGCCAAGGAUCCCUGCUCUGCUCUGAGGUUCCUGGGCUGUCCCUGCCCCUGGAGCUGAAGAUGAGGUUGCUAUGGGAGCUGCUGGUGCUGCACUCGGUCAUGCUGUGCCUGGCAGAUGACAACACCCUGCACGGGCCAGUGUUCCUCCAGGAGCCCGACAGCCUCAUCUUCCCCUUGGACUCGGAGGAGAAGAAAGUGAAGCUGAGCUGCGAAGUGAAGGGAAACCCCAGACCAACCAUUGGGUGGAGGUUAAAUGGGAGCAGCAUUGACGUGGGCAUGGAUUUCCACUACAGCCUGCUGGGAGGAGCCCUGCUGAUCCACAACCCCAACAAGAGCCAGGAUGCUGGCACCUACCAGUGCGUGGCAACAAACCCCUUUGGCACCAUUGUCAGCAGAGAGGCCAAGCUGCAGUUUGCCUACCUUGAGAACUUCAAGACCAGGACGAGGAGCACGGUGUCCGUCCGCCAGGGCCAGGGCAUGGUGCUGCUCUGUGGGCCCCCGCCCCACUCUGGAGAGCUGACCUACGCCUGGAUCUUCAACGAGUACCCCACCUUUGUGCACCAGGACAACCGGCGCUUCGUGUCGCAGGAGACCGGGAACCUCUACAUCGCCAAGGUGGAGACCUCGGACGUGGGCAACUACACCUGCGUGGUGACCAACACCGUGACCAACAGCAAGGUCCUGGGGCCUCCCACGCCCCUCGUGCUCAGGAACGACGGGGUGAUGGGAGAGUACGAGCCCAAAAUAGAAGUGCAGUUCCCAGAAACUGUUCCAUCUGCGAAGGGAACCACGGUGAAACUGGAGUGCUUUGCCUUGGGCAACCCCGUGCCCACCAUCAGCUGGAGGAGGGCGGAUGGGAAGCAGCUGCCCAGGAAGGCGCGCAGGCACCGCUCCAGCGGGCUCCUGGAGAUCCCCAACUUCCAGCAGGAGGACGCCGGGCUCUACGAGUGCGUGGCUGAAAAUGUCAGGGGCAAGAACGUGGCACGAGGACAGCUGACGUUUUAUGGGCAGGGUGCAGCUGGAGCAGGGCUCUCUGACCAUUGCCAACGUGAGCCUGUCGGACGCGGGGAUGUACCAGUGCGUGGCGGAGAACAGGCACGGCGUCAUCUUCGCCAGCGCCAUCGGGCCAGACUUCUCCAAGACGCUGCUGAAGAAGCUGACCCUGGUGAAAGUGGGGGGUGAAGUCAUCAUUGAGUGCAAGCCCAAAGCCUCCCCCAGACCUACUUAUUCUUGGAAGAAAGGAAAAGACAUCCUGAGAGAAAAUGAGAGAAUCACAGUCCUGGAUGACGGGAGCCUGCGCAUCGUCAACGUCACCAAAGCGGACGCGGGGAGCUACACCUGCACAGCCACCAACCACUUUGGGACAGCCAGCAGCACGGGCAGCCUGGUGGUCAAAGAUCCAACGCGGGUCAUGGUGUCCCCUUUCAGCAUGGAUGUCACAGUUGGAGAAAGCAUUGUCCUGCCCUGCCAGGUGUCCCACGACCACUCCCUGGACAUCGCGUUCACCUGGUCCUUCAACGGGCACCUGAUAGACUUUGACAAAGAUGGGGACCACUUUGAAAAGGUUGGAGGGCAGGACUCAGCUGGUGAUUUGAUGAUCAGGAGCAUCCAGCUGAAGCACGCAGGGAAAUACGUCUGCAUGGUGCAAACAAGUGUGGACAAGCUCUCAGCUGCUGCAGACCUGAUUGUAAGAGGUCCCCCGGGCCCCCCCGAGGCCGUGACCAUCGAGGAGGUGACAGACAGCACGGCCCAGCUGUCCUGGAGGCCGGGGGCAGACAACCACAGCCCCAUCACCAUGUACGUGGUGCAGGCGCGCACGCCCUUCUCGGUGGGCUGGCAGGCAGUGAGCACAGUUCCAGAGGUGAUCGACGGCAGGACGUUCACGGCCACAGUGGUGGGGCUGAACCCCUGGGUGGAGUACGAGUUCAGGGUGGUGGCUGCCAACCUCAUCGGCAUCGGGGAGCCCAGCAGCCCCUCGGAGAAGAGGAGGACUGAGGAGGCUCUCCCUGAGGUGACCCCAGCCAAUGUCAGUGGAGGUGGAGGCAGCAAGUCCGAGCUGGUCAUUACCUGGGAGGUGCGCUGCUGGCGGCACGACGAGAAGGAGGAAAACGCCAAAAGGAUCCGCACGGUGGGGAACCAAACAUCCACCAAAGUCAGCAACCUGAGGGGCAAUGCCCUCUACCACCUGGCAGUCAGGGCCUACAACACGGCUGGCACCGGCCCCUCCAGCGCCGCUGUCAACGUCACCACCAAAAAGCCGCCACCCAGUCAGCCCCCCGGGAACAUCGUGUGGAAUUCAUCCGACUCCAAGAUCAUCCUGAACUGGGACCAGGUGAAAGCCUUGGACAACGAGUCAGAAGUGAGAGGCUACAAAGUUCUGUACAGGUGGAACAGGGAGAGCAGCACGUCUGUCAUAGAAACAAAUAAAACCUCAGUGGAGCUGUCCCUGCCCUUUGAUGAGGAUUACAUCAUCGAGAUCAAGCCCUUCAGCGACGGCGGCGACGGCAGCAGCAGCGAGCAGAUCCGAAUCCCAAAGAUAUCCAAUGCCUACGCCAGAGGCUCGGGCUCGUCGACCUCCAGCGCCUGCACCCUGUCAGCCCUCAGCACAAUCAUGAUCUCCCUCACAGCCCGCUCCAGUUUAUGACAACAAUGACAUCGAGGACUUCUUCUUUAUAAUAUAAGCAACAUUUAGCUAGUUGUUUUGGAGACACCCAGUACUAAGUAAUAUUGUGGUUUGAGUACAUCUUACUACUGGAAAAAAAAAUGUUUUUGCUUCUUUAGGAAUGGCAUUAUACAGUACUUCCUCAAAGCAAAUAUAGCUUUGUCUGAAGUUUCCUUGGAAACUCUGCAAUGCACUGAAAACAUCUGUAAUACGAUGUUACCAAAGCAGUUUACAUAUGUCCUUAUAUGCAUAUUUUUUAUUAUAUAUUUAGUGUUUUAUAGAAUUUUUUAAAGUUAACAUAUGAUGUAGAUAUUAAUUUUUUUCCUCUGCUAUAAAAUGCUAUGGACGACAUUAUCACGAAAAUAUUGUUUGGGAUUUUUUCCUUUUACGACGGAGAGUUCCAAGUUGUUCCUGGCAAAUUGGCUGGAGUUGACUGUACAGUUUUACAGGGCACAACUGCUCCAGACCCGGAUUGUAACAGGCUGAGCUUCACUGGCAGAUCCAGCGACUCCUGUGUUGAACCCAGGGCUUCUCUCACACGUUUCAUCCAGAGCUCUGAGCAGGACAAACUCAAAACACUCAGAAGAGCAGAAUUUGGGAAAACCACUUGGAUUUUUGGUUGUGGACUACAGGACAUGUAGCCAAUAUUCCAGCAUUGUGCAGCGAGGAGGGGCUGUGAAAUUGCUUUGUCUUGAUCAUAAUUAGCAUCAGAUUGGGUGGGGAAAUGAAGAUCCUGCAGAGCUGUGACGUGUGUGGUGACACAACGGGAUGGCCACUGGCCUCAUGUGGGGUGCACGCCCAGCUCAACCCUUUGGAGAUAUCAUUCCAAGGAAAUUCCUCCUGUUUGGGGAUUAAUUCCAAGGAAAUCAGAAAGCUGCUCUGGGCUCGUUCUUGGGGACACAACUGCUCAUCCUUGGUAACUCCACUCUGCAGACAACGCUUGGGAACCUGGCCUGGAGCAGGAGCGGGGCUGCCCCAGCUCCAGGUUAUCCAUGUGGGAAUCUCCCAGAGAUCUCUGCUGGAAUUUUGCCUUUCCUUAGAAACUCCUCCCAGACGCCUGGAGGCAGAACAGAGUCACACCAGAAAACGACAAUAUCCACACUGGAAUAAUUCUUCUCAAGAGAAGGACUGUUUGUUACUACGGGGAAUUUUGUAAGUUCAGACGGGAUAACGCUGGAAAAGGCAAUGGAAUUUUCUAUACAAUUUUCAACUUUCAAUGCGCUGCAGUGGUAUUUUUUUUUUCUCCUGAUAGCUUGAAUUUGCCUGUAACUUGUCUCUUUUGCUUACAAAAUAAUACAGUUAACUUUUAGACCUUCUAAAUAUAUUUAUUCAGUAACUCAUAAUCAGGAUUCCACUUGUGUAAAAGUCAGGGUUGUUGACCAGAGAAAUAUUGUCAGUAUUUCAAGCUGUGUUCCUUUCUUAGUUUGAUAUGGUUACUUCUAUGUAAAAAAAAAUAAAACAAGAAAAACCUUAAAAAAAAUCCACAAAACCAAGAAAAAUAAAAUAACAAAAAAAAUAAAGCUUCUGUAGUUUUAUCCCCGGUGUAAAUGAUAUUUAUCAGUGAUCUAGCAGAUGUAAUCUUUUUUUAAAGGUAUUGGUAAUAAAUAUUCUGUCAUUUGUAAAGAUA
This is a messenger RNA of Zonotrichia albicollis (white-throated sparrow), 4353 nucleotides long. Lineage: Eukaryota; Metazoa; Chordata; Aves; Passeriformes; Passerellidae. The record is from RefSeq and is a predicted model, not a curated record.